UAUCAACCACGCCAACCGACUCCCGGCAUGAGCAACAACACCAUGGCACCACCUCCUCCACCACCACAAUCGUACCAACAGACCCGCGCAACCGAGGAAGCCCGGUUACGACAAGCUAUCCUCAACCACAAACGCAACCUAGACGAAGCGCGAGUAGCGAACAACUCAACCAACUUUUGCCAGAUCUUAGGAGUAGUGAAAGAAGCCCACAAGGAACUAGAAGAGUUCCUUGAGGGACGUCGCCACCGGUCAACCGUGUAGAAGGUGGCAGGGUACAACCCUUAUCUGAUCAACCCAAGUACAAUGGAACCCUUCGAGCAUCCUUGACCAGGACCUUCCAGCCAACGUCGCAAGCGAGCUCACGACGAGGACCUUGAGGAGAUGGCGGAGAACGCCUCCAACCUCCUGGACAUGUUCUUGUUAGUGAAAAAGAUGAAGAAAGACGACAAGGACCCAGAAUCGAAAGGAAAAGGGAAGGAGAGAGAACAAUGAAAAAUGCUCUAUCCCUAAUUCACCCUCUCUCAGCUCACUUAAGUUAGAAGAAGAAGAAUUAGAAGAGGUAAAACAUCAAAGACUGUUCAACCAGUCAGAUUUGGUUUCCUACAAUCCCUCCUCUGUAUCUGUUUCAAAUUCAUAUUUAGAUUUAGAAGAUCUUGUCAGACAAAAAACUUAUGCUAUUUACAAGAAGGUUGAGCAAUUAAAUCCAAAUUUGAGUUC
Messenger RNA from Melampsora larici-populina 98AG31, 717 nucleotides. RefSeq lists its product as uncharacterized. The transcript is spliced from 2 exons. The coding region runs from base 43 to 261 and encodes 72 amino acids. NCBI's taxonomy places the organism in Eukaryota, Fungi, Basidiomycota, Pucciniomycetes, Pucciniales, Melampsoraceae. The record is from RefSeq and is a predicted model, not a curated record.